AUGGAAAAUUACAAUCAAACAUCAACUGAUUUCAUCUUAUUGGGGCUGUUCCCACAAUCAAGAAUUGGCCUUUUUUUCUUCAUUCUCAUUGUUCUCAUUUUCCUAAUGGCUCUAAUUGGAAACCUAUCCAUGAUUCUUCUCAUCUCCUUGGACACCCAUCUCCACACACCCAUGUAUUUCCUACUUAGUCAGCUCUCCCUCAUUGACCUAAAUUACAUCUCCACCAUUGUUCCAAAGAUGGUUUACGAUUUUCUGCAUGGAAACAAGACUAUCUCCUUCAAUGGAUGUGGGAUUCAGAGUUUCUUCUUCUUGGCAUUAGGAGGUGCAGAAGCACUACUUUUGGCAUCUAUGGCCUAUGAUCGUUACAUUGCUAUUUGCUUUCCUCUCCACUAUCUCAUCCGCAUGAGCAAAAGAGUGUGUGUGCUGAUGAUAACAGGGUCUUGGAUCAUAGGCUCUAUCAAUGCUUGUGCUCACACUGUAUAUAUACUCCAUAUCCCUUAUUGCCGAUCCAGGGCCAUCAAUCAUUUCUUCUGUGAUGUCCCAGCCAUGGUGACUCUGGCCUGCAUGGACACGUGGGUCUAUGAGGGCACAGUGUUUUUGAGCACCACCAUCUUUCUCUUGUUUCCCUUCAUUGGUAUUUCAUGUUCCUAUGGACGGGUUCUCCUUGCUGUCUACCACAUGAAAUCUGCAGAAGGGAGGAAGAAAGCCUAUUUGACCUGCAGCACCCACCCCACUGUAGUAACAUUCUACUUCGCACCUUUUCUCUACACUUACCUACGUCCAAGAUCCCUGCGAUCUCCAACAGAGGACAAGGUUCUGGCUGUUUUCUACACCAUCCUCACCCCAAUUCUCAACCCCAUCAUCUACAGCCUGAGAAACAAGGAGGUGAUGGGGGCCCUGACACGAGUGAGUCAGAGAAUCUGCUCUGUGAAAAUGUAG
Pongo pygmaeus (Bornean orangutan) is the source of this 939-nucleotide messenger RNA. Its product is annotated as olfactory receptor 2L8. The coding region runs from base 1 to 939 and encodes 312 amino acids. The transcript has a single exon. Gene Ontology annotation, biological process: G protein-coupled receptor signaling pathway. Gene Ontology annotation, molecular function: olfactory receptor activity; G protein-coupled receptor activity. The record is from RefSeq and is a predicted model, not a curated record. Lineage: Eukaryota; Metazoa; Chordata; Mammalia; Primates; Hominidae. Gene Ontology annotation, cellular component: membrane.